Tigriopus californicus is the source of this 1317-nucleotide messenger RNA. Its product is annotated as low-density lipoprotein receptor-related protein 2-like. Lineage: Eukaryota; Metazoa; Arthropoda; Copepoda; Harpacticoida; Harpacticidae. The record is from RefSeq and is a predicted model, not a curated record.
UGCUCCCGUGCGGAUGUUUAGCCAAGGAGAAGUAUGUCAAAAGAUUAGUCCUAAUAGUAGGAAUAAUAGGCAUGUGCUAUCAGUUCAUAAAAUUAUUUGAGGCCAGCGUCAUGACGAUUUAUUGUAACGGCGUUCAAAUGCAAAUGUGGGGUGGUUUUUUUCAGAGUAAAAAAUGGCGCUUUCAAAGACCUUUUUCCUGUUGGGCUUGAUAUUGAUGCUGGAGCAGCAGGUGAUGUCCGAAGUUAAUUGCACCACACGAGUUUUACCUACACCUUUGUGCGAUGAAACGUAUCACCAGGUAUGUGACAAAGAACAAGAUGCUAGUGGUUGCCCAACAGGGAAGUUUUGCUUUCCCAAAAGCACUCCAGAUGGAUGUAGUCUCAGUUGUCCCAAGUUUUGUCGAGACUCUGAAACCUAUUGCGUGGGAAGGAAGCCCAGCCCCAAUGCCACGUGUAACGGACCGGACUCGUGUGUGCCUCGUGUCGAGGUGACUUCUGGAUGUCCCAACUAUUGUACUCCUGAGUGCGAUGCCGGCCAAAGGGUGUGUACAGGGGUGAGAACAGCCACGAAUCCUUGUAUGAGUCCGCCCACUUGCGUUCCCACCGACCAGAAUUGUCCUGGAGACACGCACGAUCAAAACGGAUGUCCUCUCUCAACCAAGCCCGAACCAGCCAGUUGUCCAGAUGGACAGAUUCUGUGUAGCAAUGGAGUAGAUGCCAAGGGAUGCAAUCUAGGCAAGGAAUGCAAGACCCCAAUUGCUUCAUCUAAUGACCAAUGCCCAAAAAUUUGUCCCGUAGCGUGCUCCAGCACCCACCAAGUGACUUGUCCCCAGACAUAUGACUUCAACGGCUGCCCCAAAGCCCCAAAGUGCGCCCCCUCUUUGAUGAGUUGUCCUCAGCCCCAAUACGCGGCAAUCACGGGCUGCCCCAUUAUGAAGGAACCAGAUUGUGAUCUCACCACGCAACAACAAUGUCAUCAAGAGCCCAUCUAUAAGCAUGAGAUUCCUGGUCUCGUUCUAAGCGAACUGUUUGAGCCUUAUUUAAUUUGCAUGCGUCCGGGCAUUUGCCAGCCUAAGCACAAGCCUGGCACCUUUUGUCCGUUCCUGUGUGAAAAAGAUUGCAGGGUGAUCAGUGAGAAUGGAACGUCGCUAGUGACGCUGAAGAAAUGUGACGGUCUCUUCACAAACAGAGGAUGUCAAACCCAGAACUAUUGCGAGGAGAAACAAUUUCCGUGCCAGGAGCAAACCUUUGACGAGAGAGGCUGUGCUAUUCAUCCCACGGUUCAAUGCGCCUCCCAUGAGGAGAAAUGUGAAGGAAC